UCUUUCCUUCCAUGCUCGAUUUUUGUUAAUUCCAGUGAACGGGAAUCCAUGUCGUCACUGUUCUUUGUGUGUAAGCCUGAUGGUGUAGACUGGCAUUUUCGAUUGCAUCGCAGAAUGCCACCAAGCUGUAAUCAUACAGCGCAUUGUUCCGUCCAACAUCAAAUAUUCAUGGCAGCAAGCUGAUUCAAGUUGGGUAGCUUGAUGCUGUCCUCGUGUCCAGGAAAGAAGGUGCGCCUCACAGGUCCGAUCAGAGGGCGGAGCGCCGUUUAUCGAGAUCUCGACACUGAUCUACCGCGUAUAGGUCGAGUUGGAGCAUGCUGUAUUGUCUGGUUAGUUGACAUGUUGACAUGUCCUGUGUAUAGUUGUAGUUGUCUGGAUGACGAAGAGUUCGAAUUUCUUAGGACACGCUGGUCAGACUACGUGAGCUCUGCGCACCAGACAGGAAUGGUCAUCCUUCUGAUACUACUGCCUGAGGGCCUUACUUCACUAUCGCUCCAGUCAUUAGACGAGUCCCUGACAUGACUCGUCGACGGUUACACCAUGCGUGGUGCAAGUAUCCCUGUACAUUGUCGUGAGGUUUGUGUACUAGCGCAGGCCUCGUCGCAUGCUGC
This is a messenger RNA of Suillus subalutaceus, 611 nucleotides long. RefSeq lists its product as uncharacterized. Bases 202 to 522 code for a protein of 106 amino acids. NCBI's taxonomy places the organism in Eukaryota, Fungi, Basidiomycota, Agaricomycetes, Boletales, Suillaceae. The transcript has 3 exons. The record is from RefSeq and is a predicted model, not a curated record.